CGGGAGGACACAGAACAUAGAGCUGCUAACACAUUUUGAGAAGAGUACAUCAGAGUGAGCAAGCCACGCUAUCUGGGCAGAUCAUUCUUUUUAGUAUGUCAAGAUCCAGUCCUUUCUGUGUCACUUCCAAAAUUGCAACAAUAGGAAGCCUGUGCUUGCUACCAUUCCAGCUGGUGCUCUCAGAUCUAUCGUGUGAAGAAAAUGAAAUGUGUGCAAAUUAUGAUGACCAGCAUUCUGAUGGCUGGUAUAUCUGGUUCCUACUGAUGAUACUCUUGGUGGUUCUCCUCUGUGUAGUAGUGUUUCUCUGUCUCCGGUCCUGGCUGAAAAGGUGCCGAAUAGAUGAUUCUCCCAGACGCACUGUGGCUGUUUUUGCUGUUGGAGACUUGGAUUUCAUUUAUGAGACAGAAAUGGCUGGAAGUCCAACACCUGGAAUCGGCCUUGUUCCAAACACUGAACUAAGUCCUGCUCCAUGUUUUAGUGCCUUAGGUCCUCCACCUCUGUAUGAAGAGACUCUUAUAACAAGCUGAUUGUACCCAGAAUUGGAAGUGGAAUGUAUUAGAACUAUUUCUAAACAGAGACAACCAAUGUUAGGCAAAUUGUUUGACUUAGCGGAAAUUCUUGGAGACCCAAAUCUUGGAGACCUCAGAGUCUGAGCAAGUACAAGCAGACAAAAGAGUCGAUGGAAGGAGGAGUGGUAUGGUCAUAGUGAUGUUUGUUGUGGAUUGGUGGACUCUGUAGCACAGCUUGAUUGCACAUUUAGACCAGACAACACUCACAUUUUAGUUUGGAAGGAGGCAGAAAUGGGAACUAGGAAUCAUUUGCAUUAAUUUUGCCUCCCACUGCCUUCCACAGCUUAUUAAAUGAUGCCUCCACAUCUCCAUCUUCAGCCAGCCUCUGACAGCAAGUCAUUAAAAAUGAAUAAAUAGUUUAGUGAUGGUGCUCGAGCCUAAGAGGGUGAGUAUUUGACUUAAAGAUAAAAUGAGAGAACGGGAAGAACGUCCUAACUCUGAAAUCGACAGAGGAAAAUGAAUGGAAAUGGAGAAGAAAGAUGACUAGUCUCAACACAAGAAGUUUUAUUCCCCAGCUGGAGAAGAAAGAACAUGUACCUAGAAGCAGAAGAUUGCCUAAGAUGUGAACUGGCAGAAACAAUGAUUCUGAGAGAAAAAGGGGAGGGGUCUCACUGUCCUUGGAAAAUGUGAACUCCACAGCCUGAUCUCUUCCAGGACCCUCAGGAUUUGCAUUUGUUGCAGCAAAAUAGGAAGGAACUUUGUUAUAGAUUUUUUUUUUUUUUUGCUUGAAGACUGCUACAGAAGAAGUAGAAGCUUGAGAUUUUCAAGCAUCAUAUGGCAAGGACAGAGGCAGGGCCAUAAUAAUAAUAAUAGUAGUAGUAAUAAUAAUAAUAAUUCAUCAGAUUCAAUAAUAAUAGUAGUAGUAAUAAUAAUAAUAAUAAUAAUAAUAAUUCAUCAGAUUCCACACUAGCUAGAUACAGAUAGUGACCUUGUUUCAUGAAAUAAUUGACGUAUAUACUUGAUUGCUUGACUAAACCUAAUCCAAAUCUUUUCUCAAAACUGCUUUGGGAAAGAGUUUCUAACUUUCCUAUAGCUCAGUCAAGGGCUUGUACCUUCUGCUUGUAUUACUUCGUUUAACGAUUUUGUCUGAAAAUCUUGUUGAUCCUCGAUUCACAAUUUCCAGACUCUAAAAGUUUCCCACUUAGCACCUCUCUCUGGUAUGAACCACCACUGUUGGUCCCUGCUGGAGUCCUACAAUAGAUGGAAACUGAUCCAGGCGCCCCCAUCUUCGUUCUCGAGUAUCCAUCCUAUUGACAACACAGAAGCCAGGAAAUUAUUUCCUAGUUUCAGAUUUGCUUAAAUACUGAGGAGGAAGUGGAGAGAGUUAGUAUUCAGGCGUCUGUACUGGUCCGCCCGUGGGGUCCUGACAGUAGUGUUAGUAUUCAGGCAUCUGUACUGGCCUGUUCUUGGGGUCCUGACAGGAUAUGUCCUCAGCUUCAGGCACUAAGAGCAUCUCCUGUGCACAUUCUCUACCUUCCCUUUUAAAAGGGUAGGCCUUGCCCACCUCCUGCCUCUCCACCUGCCUCUCUUUCUCUUCUACCCGCUCUCUGCCCACUUCUCUGUCCCCUUUUCUGACCUCAAUCUCCUAUUCCAGUAAUCUCCCAUGUGAUCUCUGUUGUAUAGCAUGACAGCAUGACACCUUCCCACCGUUUUAAACAUGAUAGCAAAGACAUUUCCCAUAUUUCCUGUACCCACACGUAGGCAGGGUCUCGUAGGAUUACAUCCUUCUCCUGAUGAAGCCGCACUGGCGCACAUCAUCACACAAUGUUGCGCUGUACAUUCUGGGGGUGUGAUGGUUUGAUUAUGAUUUUCAGCACCAUCACCACAAUAUCUUACAGUUUCGUUGUCCUGAGAAUCCCCACGCUCUACUAACCCAAGUCCCUACCUCCAUUCCAACUCCUGGCCUACAGUGAUCUUUUCAUUGUCUCCCCUGUUUUGCCUUUUCCAGUGGAGCACUUACUUGAAAUCAUACAGAUGUAGUACCCCCCUCUCGGCUUCUUGGAGUGUUUAAGGUGUGUAUAAAUUUUUUCUGUGUCUUUCACGGCUUGAUAGCGCAUUUUUUUUCAGUGCUGAAUAGCGUGCUACUGUCUGAAGUGGUAUUGUUCAAUCAUGCAUUCACGGACUUCACAUCCUGCCUUGAUAUGGAGAACGGUCUUUUACGAUGUUAGCAAUCUGAUACUCUCCUGAUACCGCAACUUGGCAUAUAGCUCCAUGCAAGCUGAUGUCAUCUUGUCUUCCUUCCUUAGGAUGCUCGGAAUGCUACCACGUGUUCAUUUAGGCUUUGUGUCGUUAGGCUCUAACUCCGCUGCGUAUUUUACUUGCCUCCCCCUUCCCCAUAUAAUAAAACUGCCGCAACCCCCCUCAUUUUUUUAGCAUGCCACCCUUUUCAGUAGGGCACAUUUAAAAUACCCUACUUUAAUUUAAAUUACAGCCACUCCCUCCUUUGGCAAAGCCCAUCUCCUAAUUCCAGAUAUGUGCUAAUUUUCACUAACAUUGAAAUUAGACUGCAUUCAGGGGACAAAUGUGUCUUCUCUGGCUAGAAUGGCAAUUCUUCCAGGGGAGAAGCAUCAUUCACUGAUUUGUACCAUGUGUCUGAAACACUUUAUUGGGAACUUAGUGUGUAUUUUAAAUAACAUUUAUAAUUCCUGUUCCUAGAUUCUAGGAAGUCUCAUACACAGCCACGUGGGCAUCCAAUGGGUGUGAGGCCUCAUGGGUAUGAGCAUGGGCAGAGAUGAGGGCUCACUCAUCCACUUAGGCUGCAUCCACUGACAAAGGAAGUCUAGAGAAAUGCAUCAGUGUGCUGUGGUCUGCGGAUGCUCAGAAGGACUUCAUGCUGUAUGAACUGUCUGUGUUUAUACCAUCAAACUUUAUGUCCCUCCUUAUCUGAUGACCUGACUAUUCCUAACUUCAAGCUGAAUGUGAUAGAGUGAACAAGCCCUCAUCUCAGAAAGAUAUUAUGUCUUCGAUAAAGGUGUAAAAAAUGUACUUAAGUAUUUAAUUCAGAAGAAAAAUAGCAAUAGGAAAAAGAGAACAGAGGACUUUUGGCUACAGGACAGUGGUAUCGUAAAAGAGAAGAGAGGAGCCCAGAGCUCUCCUCAGAGCUGACUGAAGUGUCCACUUUGCUCUGCUUGCGCAGUGUCUUCACAGAAGAAAUGGAGAAUAGGUGAGCAACUAACUCCAAGCUGAAACUACGCAGAAGCACCAAGGUAGGAGUGUGGAGCUCAUCCACACUUGACAGGGAAUAUUAAUUAGUUAAUUAAGGGAUGCAGCAUUGCGGCCAUCCUGAGCAGAGUCACUCCAGUGAGAACAUGGAUGGGAGUGGCAUGCAACAGGUUCUUAGAGGCGUGCUCCAGAGAGAAAUAGGAUGCAAAACUGUGACUGAAAUAUGGAAAUAAGCAAAGUAUAGGAGCAGUUAUUGAAACCACAAAAAGCAGAGGUUGAAUUCACUAAAAGAUGAUUAAGCUAUGAGUGAUAUAUACGACACUGUUUUAAAAUGAUCAACUAUAGAUACUGUAGCUGAUACUGUUUACAUAAACUAGAAUUGUUAGUCUUUUAAAGUGUAUUGUAAGUUGCCAAGUGAAGGCGGAAGACGACGUGUGAAGUAAAGUAGCAGGCUGUGACAUCAGGCCUAAGCCUGUUCUCAGAAGCCAGAAAGAAAAUGAAUGCGGAAGGAAAGUGUCCAAGUACAUCGUCUGUAACGUCUCAGGCAUCUGACAUCAGACAUCAAGAACUGAAGAGCAGAGCGUUGUCUCUAGAGGCUGGACAGCAAAGUAAUUGUGUGGGGGAUAACGCAGACCGGGAAGCACCGAUUUGUUUUCAUCUCCAGUCUAUAGUGUUAUUUGACUUAAUGUAUGUGCUGUUUUACUUAGACGUACAAUUAAGCAGCUGGAUGCCUUGGCAGUAAUGACUCUGAAUUGCAAGCCCACAGAGGAAGUCAGGAUGCAAGGAAACACAGACUGUUAAGUGAGCGUAGGAGACGGGAAUACAGGUAGUUUCAUCUUUUACACACACUCCAGGACUGUGGAAGAGCUUGAUUAUCUGGGUAAUUACUUGCUUAGUUGAAAAUCGAAAGCAGAUAUGAUCCUGUACGGCUGUAAAUUGGACACUGGGGAAUUGAGACGGACUACCAAGUGUGAGUCUGAGGCCAGUCUGCACUACAUACUUAGCCUCUGCCUGAAAAUGGAAAGGGGCGAAGGAAGAAAAGAGAAAAAGAAGACAAGAAAAGCUCAGAGUUCUUUCUCAAGUGUCUGGAGAGAUGGGUAUACCACAUACUCUUAUUUGAUUACUGUCUAUUAUAUAUGGGCUCAAAUCCUCUGUACUUCUGGAAUGUGUACAAUGGAUGUAACAACUACAAAUAAUGUACCAACGGAUUAUUCACAUUAAGCCAGGGAAUGUGGAUAGCGAUUAAAUUUAUCUUAAGUAAAUAAAUUUAGGAAAAGAUUCUUCUUUAUAUGCUAUGAAAUAAGGAUCUCAAAUCACACUCCACAUGGAUGCCAGGUUGUGGUUAUAAUUCAUACCUAGAAAAUGGUGGGAGAAGCUAGUGAUGGGGGUGGUGGUGAUGAUUCAGCAACUGGAUUCAGUCUACCAGCAAACACCGGUGUUGAAGCUAUGAACUAUGAAGUACCUGUUCCAAAGCUACUUGCACAAGUGUGUCAAUUCAAACCAAAUCAAUACAUAUAGUGGGUAUAUAGUUAGCUGGAUGGAAUACUGUUGAUUAGACAUAGUUAGGAGAGGAGUGUGAGCCUAAGGAAUAUGCAGGUGGAUUGAAGUGGCAGAAAAAUAAUGUUUAUUUUCCUAGAAGAUUAUUUUAAAAAUAAAGAUAUCUGAAUAUCAAA
This is a messenger RNA of Myodes glareolus (Bank vole), 5404 nucleotides long. It is a transcript of the gene Tmem207, whose product is annotated as transmembrane protein 207. The record is from RefSeq and is a predicted model, not a curated record. NCBI's taxonomy places the organism in Eukaryota, Metazoa, Chordata, Mammalia, Rodentia, Cricetidae.